This is a messenger RNA of Aplysia californica (California sea hare), 2097 nucleotides long. Its product is annotated as basement membrane-specific heparan sulfate proteoglycan core protein. Lineage: Eukaryota; Metazoa; Mollusca; Gastropoda; Aplysiida; Aplysiidae. The record is from RefSeq and is a predicted model, not a curated record.
AAUCGGUUCCGGAAUCGAUCCUUCGCCCAGCUCUAUCUAGAAAGCUCUGUGGUAGCGGUGGCGGCAGCGGGUACUGUGGCGUCUUGGUGCAGGUUUUUGGAGACGGAAGCGGAGUAGCCUUCUAUCUCUUGUUUGUGCUGCUGCUGGUGGUAGUGGUGGCUGCUGCUGUUCUUUUCGCGGACUGCUUUUACUGCUUACUGAUUCCAGAAUUCUUGAAGAUCGUAGGGGCCCUCUGUGUGUGAUAGUGAUAGAGAGCCUCAUCAUCUGAUACUUACUUUACUUUUGAUACAAACACACUAAAAAAAUCUCCUCACUGUUGUCCAGAGAGCGCGAUGAUGAUCGACUUCAAGCUUCCACUUGCUGCUGUUUUGGCCCUGUCAGCCUACGUCACACUUGUGAGAAGCACAGUCUGUGAGACAGGCAACAACUACUGCAUGGACACCCUCUACGUCACAGACCGCUGUGACGGGACCAACUGUGCCUGUACAUCCGGUUACCAGGCCAUACUUACUGGAUGUGGAGAGAGCACAGAAAUCACCAACUUCGUAGACCCCUACAAACCGACCAUCAACGCAAACCAAUACAGCGGGGAAGUCUACUGGAAGUCAGGGGGGUCGGGCGGCUCGCUGGAUCUGUUCUGUGUAAGCAGCUACUCCGGCGUGGGGGCCGCCUACAAGUGGUUCAACGACUCAGGGGCGGAGAUAGACGGCGAGACUGCCCAGAAGUAUACUGCCAGAGUGACGGCGGACGACCCACUCGCCUACACGUGUCAAGUGAACCAUGCCGGGACUUACGUGUCCGACAAGAGCCAACCGUUUACCGUCACCGGAUACACCGACUCCGGAACCAUCAGCCAACCCCCCGCCAUCACCAACAUGCCCGCCCAGACGGUGGUAGGCGGCAAGAUUCCCGCCUUAACCUGUACCAACAUCCCCAAAGAGCCCGCAGGAACCGCGCUAGACAUUACGUGGAGUAAUAGCUACACAAGAACAGAGGUCACCGCAACAGCCACCUCGGCCCAAGUGGAGGGCGGGGGUGUCGUGGCGUGCACAAUCAAACCAGGGGACGGAUCUGCCAGAGGUAUAACCGUCACCACCAACACCAGUGAAGAGGUGGCCACCACCAUUGUGGCAUCAGACCUGGCCAAACCGUCUCUGACAGCGCCAGUCGGCCCCAGCGACAUGAUAGAGGGGACCCAGUACCAGCUCACCUGCACCUCCGCGUCUUACACCAAGGCCAUGACCUUUGAACUUCGGGGCGGCGCCAAGACCCUACAGAGCACGGACGGAAUGUUCAAGGUCGUCGCUACCUCCACGGCCACCUGGUCUCUGUACAGAUAUCUGGAGCCUCCACCUGGGUCACCGGGGCAGCGGCCAAGCUCACCUGCACACCAAACAAGGCCGAAAACAUCGCGGUCACCUACGCAUGGAAGAAAGCUGGCGUGGCGAUAACUGACGAGACAGGCCCCAUCCUCGUCGUGGCCACCCCACCUGCAGCCGGAACCCACACCUACACAUGUGACGUCACGCCAUUCGGGGGUACUAUGAAGUCAGGAGCCAUAACCAUCACAGUGCAAGCCAAACCCGCGACCCCAACUGUGAAUCCUAACGCCGCGACCUUGAACCUUGGAGGGAAAUACACUCUGACCUGUAGCUCGGCCUCGGCUGUGGACAGCGCCACCUACACCUGGAGCAAGGAUGGGGACGACCUCCGGGUCACUUCCGCUCGAUACGUGGUUCGAACCCCGGUGCCCGAGUGUCCGUGUCUCUGCUGGUGCUUGUGGUCACGUGUCUGUCUGGCCUGCUGGUCAGACUGUGAGCACAGGACUCGGUCAGGGGAGAAACCGGAUAUAUGACAUAACCGGGUAUAAGACAUAACCGGAUUCUGAGAAAACCAGAUCUACUGUCCAAACUUCCCUUUCGUUUGUUUCUGCAGAUAAUAAUCGAUACUUAUUGUUACAUGAUUUUAUUUUGGUAGAAUAUUCGAACACUUUGCCUUACGCAAGGAAAAUUUAAAAUUCGUAGAUUUUAUUUCACACUUGAAAUUGUCAGGCAGCGUGGUGGAAUCAGGCUCUCGUCCACUUUUGGUCAUAUUGAG